Messenger RNA from Drosophila erecta, 1757 nucleotides. Its product is annotated as cytosolic non-specific dipeptidase. NCBI's taxonomy places the organism in Eukaryota, Metazoa, Arthropoda, Insecta, Diptera, Drosophilidae. The transcript has 6 exons. Bases 147 to 1583 code for a protein of 478 amino acids. Gene Ontology annotation, biological process: proteolysis. The record is from RefSeq and is a predicted model, not a curated record. Gene Ontology annotation, molecular function: metallodipeptidase activity.
UAUAUUUUUCCCUACUGCGGUCACACUAUUGCCACUACUUUAGUUUUACAAAUAUAAGUGCGCGCCGACUACAUGCUAGGCUUAAAUAGCUAGAGACAGGAGACCAUUACAGUUGUUUCAGAAUUCUAUAGACAAUAAAAAGCGCGAUGUCCGAGAUAUCAAGUGAACUUCUAAAAUUAUUUGCCUUUGUAGACGGCAAAAAAGAAGAUUACAUCGGGGCCCUAAAAACUGUUGUGGGUAUUCAGUCCGUUUCAGCUUGGCCCGAGAAGAGAAGCGAGAUUGAUCGCAUGGUGAAAUGGACCGCGGAUCGGCUGAGGUCUCUGGGCGCUGAGACAGAGCUGGCAGAUGUGGGUCAGGAGACUUUGCCGAACGGCCAGAUAAUACCUUUACCAAAUGUUCUGCUUGGAACUUUGGGCAAAGACCCCUCUAAGAAGACCGUGUUGGUCUACGGUCACUUGGACGUGCAGCCUGCCUUGAAGGAAGAUGGAUGGGACACCAAUCCUUUUGAGCUUACACAGGUGGAUGGCAAGCUGUUUGGACGUGGGGCUUCCGAUGACAAGGGACCUGUGCUGUGCUGGAUCCACGCUAUUGAAGCGUAUCAGAAGCUCAGCAUUCCACUACCAGUGAACGUUAAAUUCGUAUUUGAAGGAAUGGAGGAAAGCGGCAGCCAAGGCCUCGACGACUUGUUAUUGGAACGUAAAGAUAAUUUUUUAGCGGAUGUUGAUUUUGUUUGCAUUUCCGAUAACUACUGGCUUGGAAAAAAACGUCCUUGCCUUACAUAUGGUCUUCGCGGUCUGGCAUACUUUCAAGUGGAGGUGGAAUGCUCCAGCAAAGACUUGCAUAGCGGAGUUUUUGGGGGCACCGUUCACGAAGCAAUGCCAGAUCUGUGUCAUUUGCUGAGCAUACUUGUCGAUAAGGAUACGAAAAUCCUAGUCCCUGGUGUGGAUCGCGACGUCGCACCACAGAUCAAGAACGAGCAAUCUAUAUAUGAGAACAUAGACUUUGAAGUUUCUGAUUACAAGAAAGACAUUGGUGUUGAACAGCUGCCACAUAAUGGCGACAAAACAAGGCUACUUCAAGCCAGGUGGCGGUACCCCAGUCUUUCUGUUCACGGAAUUGAAGGUGCAUUUUAUGAGCCAGGCGCAAAAACUGUCAUUCCGAAGAAGGUUAUUGGCAAGUUCUCCAUUCGUCUUGUCCCCAACCAAGAUCCAAAGCACAUUGAGGAGUGUGUCGUGAAAUACCUUAAUGAUAAAUGGGCAGAGCGGGGCUCGCCUAACAAAAUGAAGGUUACUAUGCUCUCAGCUGGCAAGCCCUGGACUGAGGACCCUAACCAUCCUCAUUAUGAGGCUGCAAAAAGAGCCAUAAAGCAUGUAUUCAGUGUAGAACCAGAUAUGACCCGCGAAGGGGGAUCUAUUCCAGUAACGUUAACAUUGCAGGAAGCCACUGGUAAAAACGUUAUCCUUGUUCCAGUAGGUGCAUGUGAUGACGGUGCCCACUCUCAAAAUGAGAAAAUUGAUAUUUACAACUACAUUGAAGGCACUAAACUUCUUGGCGCCUAUCUGCACGAAGUGGGAAAAUUAUAAAAACGCGGGGCUGUACAAUGAUAAGAUAAAACAUCACAAUGGUGCACAUAUAAAUUUAUCUUUAUAUCCAUUUUAUUUUGAGAAACUCCUGUACAAUAUUUAGUAAACAUUUGUUAUAUUCAAAUCUUUUAAACAUUAAUUUUGAAUAAAAGGGUUUAUUGUAUUCUUUAAAAA